CAGCAGCUUUGUAGUGUUAAGGUUUUCGGGCACGUUGUUGCUGUUGUGCGGAGUUUUUGUUUUAUUGUUGUGAAAUUAUUUUUUUUCCUACGGAGGAGCUUUUAUUUUCUUAAUAAUUUCACAAGUUUUGUAUACAAUAUUAUCUAGUUAUUAUUUCCAAUACUCCAACGUAAUUAUAUUACAAGCAACGCAUCAACAUGGAUGAAGGUUCUCAGCGUUUAAUUGACGAUUGUUUUUUGCGACCUGUUACAGAUGCUCGGGCAACCAAUAAACCCGUCCAAGUGGCGGCACCUAAGGUGGCCUUGAAGACCGAAAUGCAGGUAUUGCGCUUGAGUGAUGAGUCACAAAAAAUGUGCAUGGAAACCUUGAAAUCUAUACACGGUGAUGAUUUUCGUUUGGAUGAUCCUACCAAGUAUAAGGAUCGUGGUGGGAGAAUGAAAAAAACCUACUGGGAAGAUCGUGGCACCUUAAUAGUGCAAUCAGUAACAAAUUAUUCCACAAUGAAACCACCAGCAGCAGAUGGUAGCCAAAGCUUGGAACAGCCGGAGGAUCGUUUAAGGCGUUAUGCUUUAUUGAAACUAGAAAAUUAUGGUUUUGCAGUGCCCCAUUGUUUAGAGGCCUAUGAACAUUGUGAGGGUGAUACGGAUAAGGCUUUAUUGCUGUUGUUUCGCAAAUACAUGCGACUGCCGGAGAAUGAGGAAUGUAAUGUUUCACACUCUUUACCCAGCGAUAUAACCGAACAGGAAUUGCUGGAUAUGCGCAAUGAUGAGAAGGAGGCUUUAGAAUCUAUAUACGAUAAACUGUAUGAGGAAAAGGAAAAGAAUUUUGUGUGGAGUUUAAAAUUUAAAAUAGACCAUCUGUUGCAGCAUAGUCCUUCGGAAGUACGUAAGGCCCGUGAUUUAGCUGUAAAGGCGGCUGAUCAAGCCAGAGGCAAAUCUAAUUUUAAGAAGCCCAAAGAACCUCAAAGAUGCCGUAAUUUCGAUAAAGAAGGCACAUGCAAAUUUGCUAACAAAUGUCGUUUUGCUCAUAUAAGACCAGAACCGGAAAUUAAUAGUGAAGAAAAUUUAAAGAAAAAAGAAAAACCCAAAGAAUCCGAUGACAAUUGUUUUUAUUUGGAAAUAAGAUUUCCUCCAAACACCAAAUAUCCCUAUGAGGCUCCCUAUAUCUAUUUGAAAACCACUUGCCAUGACAUACCCACAGAGGUGAGACUGAGAAUAGCUAGGAAAUUAUAUAAAGAGGCUAAAGAAUCUUGUAGAGAUGGUAUACCUUGUGUUUUCAGCAUCUCCGAACUAUUGCAACUGGACGAGAGUUUCUCUAACACCAUAGAUUUGCAUAGUAAUCCUUUUCCGUCAGCCGAUAAGUCGCUAUUUUAUGUGGAAGACAUCAGCUUAGAAGAAAAUAAUAUUAAGGAUUUAGCUCCCUUGCCUACGCACUAUGAAAAGGGUAUGACAUCUCGAGGAGAUAAUUACAGAAAAAAUCUAGACUCUUUGGAAAAGGAAGAUAGAAUGUUGCUGAAAAAGUUUAUGGAAAAACGUAGAGAUGAACGCUAUAAGAAAAUGAUGGCUGGCAGGCAAAAUCUGCCGGCCUUUUCAAAAAUGUUGGACAUAUUAAACCUGCUGGAAACUUCACAGGUUUUGGUGAUAUCGGGUGAAACGGGUUGUGGUAAAUCUACACAAGUACCUCAAUUUGUCUUGGACAAUUGGUUUUUCAAGGCCUCCCAAUUAGAUAACUCACAAAAAAUGCCUCAUGUGGAGGUGAUAUGCACGCAACCUAGACGUCUUUCAGCCAUUGGUGUGGCCGAGAGAGUGGCUGAUGAAAGAGCCGAAAGAAUAGGCCAAACGGUGGGCUAUCAGAUACGUCUAGAGAAUAAAAUAUCCUCAGCCACACGCCUAACUUUCUGCACAACCGGUAUAUUACUGAGACGUUUGGCCUCCGAACCGCUGCUCGAUUCAGUGACACACAUUAUAGUUGAUGAAGUGCAUGAACGUAGUGAAGAGUCUGACUUUUUGCUUAUGAUAUUAAAACGCAUUUUACCCAAAAGACCCGAUUUAAAAGUUAUUCUCAUGUCUGCCACUCUCAAUGCUAAACUAUUCUCCGAUUAUUUUGGCAAUAUACCAGUAUUGGAUAUACCCGGUCGUACUUUCCCCGUAGAGCAGCUAUUCUUGGAAGAUAUUUUAGAGCGCAGUGAUUUUGUGAUGGAAUGUGAUUCACAAUACAGUCGCAAGGUAAAUAAAAAGGAGGAAGAAGAACUAAUGCGUGAAAUGGAAUAUGCUGAUAUUAAGGCGGAAAAUAUAGCACCGCCCACAAAGAUAAAGGAUGAGAAAUUAAAUUUAUCCGCCAUGUAUGCUAGAUAUAAUGAUUAUUCCAAGAAAACUUGUAAAUCAAUUUAUCUAAUGGAGCCCAUGAAGGUUAAUCCCGAACUGAUAGAAUCGGUGCUAAAGUACUUGGUGGAGGGAGAGCAUAAUUGGCCCAGAGAGGGUACAAUUUUGAUAUUUUUACCUGGUUUACAGGAAAUUCAAAGUGUUCAUGAGGCUUUGUGUGAUAGUGCAAUGUUUGGACCAAGAUCUAAUAACUACAUUUUGGUACCACUACAUUCCACCCUGUCCAGCGAUGAACAAGCCGCUGUCUUCCGUCCCGCCCCCAAAGGCAAAAGAAAAAUAGUGUUAAGCACAAAUAUAGCCGAAACUUCAGUGACCAUAGAUGACUGUGUCUUCGUCAUCGAUUAUGGUCUAAUGAAAGAGAAACGUUUCGAUUCCAAUCGUAAUAUGGAAUCCCUAGAACUAGUCUAUGUAUCACGAGCCAAUGCCAAUCAACGUAAGGGACGCGCUGGUCGCGUUAUGCCUGGUGUUUGUAUACAUCUCUAUACCCAUCAUCGUUUCAAAUAUAAUUUCUUGGCUCAACCGGUACCCGAGAUACAUAGAGUUCCCCUGGAACAAUUGGUAUUGCGUAUAAAAACAUUGCCCAACUUUGAGGGUCUCAAUGUGGUCGAGGUAUUGGGUCAAACUCUAGAACCACCCACCGAAGAAAAUAUUGUAUCGGCUGUGACAAGGCUGCAAGAUGUGGGCGCCUUAGAUGAGGAUCAACAGUUAACACCGUUGGGUCAUCAUUUGUCCGCUUUGCCGGUGGAUGUUAGAAUAGGCAAAUUAAUGUUGUUUGGUGCUAUUUUCCAGUGUUUAGACAGUAUUUUAACUAUAGCUGCCUGCUUAUCACACAAAUCACCCUUUGUCAGUCCGUUCAAUAAACGGGCCGAAGCCGAAAGACGUAAACGAGAAUUUACUUUGUGUAAUAGUGAUCAUUUAACUUGUUUGUUGGCUUAUAAGAAAUGGUUGGAGGUUUCUAAACGUAAUUUCUUUGCCAGCCGUAAUUACGCCGAUGAACAUUUCCUCUCCUUGAAGACUUUACAAACCAUUUCCGAAGUUAAAUAUCAGUUUUUGGAACUUUUGGUUUCGAUUGGUUUUGUGCCCAUUAAUGUGCCUAGAAAACGUAAAAAUGCUAAUGACAAUAUUUUAGAAUUAACGGGUACCGACUUAAACAUCAAUGGCGACAAUAAUCGUUUAUUAAUAUCCCUCCUGUGUGCUUCCCUGUACCCCAAUAUUGUUAAAAUCAUGACACCCGAAAGAAGUUACAUACAAACGGCCGGUGGCGCCAUGCCCAAAAUGGCCACUGCCAGAGAUUUACGCUUUAAGACACGAGAAGACGGUUAUGUAGCCAUUCAUCCCUCCUCCGUCAACUCCGAUGUGGGCAACUUUCAAUCGCCGUUCCUGGUGUAUCAGGAAAAAGUGAAAACCUCACGCAUUUUCAUACGUGAGUGCAGUAUGUUGCCCUUAGUACCCUUGGUAUUAUUUGCUGGAUCCGAUCUCAAAAUCGAAUUGCAUGAUGGUGAUUUUCUAUUUCUUUUGGAAGAUGGUUGGAUUAUAAUAAAGGCUCAUAAUCAUGAGACAGCUGAAAUGAUACAGUGUCUGCGCAAUGAAUUGUUAAAGCUGUUGGAGGAGAAAAUUCGUGAUCCUUGUUUGAAUUUAUUGAAUCAUGAGAAUGGAUGUAAAAUUAUACAAAAUAUUGUUUACUUGAUUGGUAAUAAUAAUUAAAAGGUUCUCGAUUUAGUGAGACAAAUUUCAUUUAAAAUAUUUUUUUCAUUGAGAUUAAUUAAACACAAAAGGAAAUUAUUGAAUGUUGUAAUGUUGUAUUUUUAAUUUAGCAAAUUUAUUUUUAAAUUGUAUUAAAUUAAAUAUAUUUUGUAUAUAAAAUACUUGAUUAAAUAUAUAAACAAAAUAAAAACGAAUUGGAAAUAUUAAAUUUAA
Calliphora vicina (urban bluebottle blowfly) is the source of this 4298-nucleotide messenger RNA. Its product is annotated as putative ATP-dependent RNA helicase DHX57. The coding region runs from base 198 to 4085 and encodes 1295 amino acids. Gene Ontology annotation, molecular function: metal ion binding; helicase activity; ATP binding. Gene Ontology annotation, cellular component: intracellular anatomical structure. The transcript is spliced from 6 exons. The record is from RefSeq and is a predicted model, not a curated record. NCBI's taxonomy places the organism in Eukaryota, Metazoa, Arthropoda, Insecta, Diptera, Calliphoridae.